AUGGCGGAUCCAUUUGAUGUUCGUAUGCGAUUCAGCUUGCAGUUGCAGCGUCUGAAUGCCUCUGUGGUUUCUGCUCAAAAGGCUGCCCAGUAUGCCUUGAAAUACAAAGAAAUGGAUGAGGAUUUGCACUCCUGCAUCCUCGAACAAGUCGAACGGAAUAACAUGAAUACCCGCGCAAAUAUCAUGUAUUUUAUCGAACAUUUUCUAGACUUGGCGCAAGACGAGCAUGGUGAAUACGUUCGCAUGAUGCAACGCGAUAUUAUUCGAGUGGUCGAUGCCGUUGCUCCUGAUGACGGAUCUGGGGCCACGAAUGCUUUGCAGGGUCUCCAGACCAAAGGGCAUUUAGAUUCUCAAGCCGUUAGCCAGAUAGAAGACGUUCUGAAAGAACGCGAGACUAACGAGGCCGAUUUGAGUCCCGCAUCACCACCUAGCGAUGUGGGCAUGACAGAUAAAUCAGAUGCCCAGACGGCACCCAAGUCGGGAUCAAAGUCAGCACCACAUCGCCUAGAUAAACGUCAAGUCGAACAACGCAUAGAGGAAGAUAGGGAACGUCACAAGCGGCAACGGGAGAGCAUCUGGGCCAUCCCGAAGACUGAAGACGCAGAGAUGAACAAAUUGUGGGAAGAGACCAGCGAUUUCGGCGAAGACGACGACCGCCUAAUUUCCGAGGAGGCUGAUGAUUUUGCCAAAGAAAUGGAAAUGCAGCAGUGUCCCCAUAAACGCGCUGGAAAUGGAGACCACCACUAG
This is a messenger RNA of Metarhizium album ARSEF 1941, 747 nucleotides long. RefSeq names its product CTD kinase subunit gamma. Bases 1 to 747 code for a protein of 248 amino acids. The record is from RefSeq and is a predicted model, not a curated record. The transcript is spliced from 3 exons. Gene Ontology annotation, biological process: positive regulation of DNA-templated transcription, elongation; positive regulation of transcription by RNA polymerase I. NCBI's taxonomy places the organism in Eukaryota, Fungi, Ascomycota, Sordariomycetes, Hypocreales, Clavicipitaceae. Gene Ontology annotation, cellular component: CTDK-1 complex.